This is a messenger RNA of Plectropomus leopardus (leopard coralgrouper), 2980 nucleotides long. It is a transcript of the gene slc5a5, whose product is annotated as solute carrier family 5 member 5. Gene Ontology annotation, biological process: iodide transmembrane transport; sodium ion transport. Gene Ontology annotation, cellular component: membrane; extracellular exosome. NCBI's taxonomy places the organism in Eukaryota, Metazoa, Chordata, Actinopteri, Perciformes, Serranidae. Gene Ontology annotation, molecular function: symporter activity. The record is from RefSeq and is a predicted model, not a curated record.
GCAGCAGGACUGAAUGGAGCACCAGCACUGACCCACCAAAAAUCUGCACCCAACAAACUACGAGGGCAACAGAGUAAAACAAUGGAGGAGCAGUCUGCAGGCUUUGUUGUGGCAGACUACGCAGUCUUUGCUGCCAUGUUGUUGGUCUCUAUGGCCAUCGGACUCUUCCAGGCCCUGAAGAAGAGGCCAGGGGACGCCACUGCUGAUGACUUCUUCACCGGGGGUCGGAGCAUGCCUGUAGUUCCUGUUGGGCUGUCGCUCUGUGCCAGUUUUAUGUCAGCAGUCCAGGUUCUGGGUGUUCCCGCCGAGGCUUCUCGCUAUGGCUUUAAAUUCCUCUACAUGUGCCUUGGACAAAGCAUCAACUCCCUGCUGACAGCUUACCUCUUCUUGCCAGUUUUCUUUCGACUGGGCAUCACCAGCACCAACCAGUAUCUGAAGAUGAGAUUUGGCAGAGGAAUGCAGCUAUUGGGGAGUGUCCAGUUUCUGGUGGCGACGCUGCUUUACACAGGGAUUGUCAUAUAUGCACCUGCCUUGAUCCUCAACCAAGCUACUGGACUCAAUAUGUGGGUGUCUCUAUUUUCUACUGGGAUCAUUUGUACGCUGUACACAACACUGGGUGGCAUGAAAGCUGUAAUCUGGACGGAUGUGUUCCAGAUUAUUGUCAUGUUUGCGGGCUUUGUGGCCAUUUUCAUCCACGGCACAGUUCUGGUUGGUGGCCCUGGGGUGGUACUGGAGAUCGCCAAAAAUGGAUCACGCAUUAAUUUCAAUGAUUUUGGCGUUGACCCACGGAAGCGUUAUACCUUCUGGAGCCUGUCUGUCGGGGGUGCAUUGGUUUGGCUGUCAAUGUACGGAGUAAACCAAGCUCAAGUCCAGCGUUACAUCUCCUGCAGAACAGAGAGAGAUGCCCAGUGGGCAUUGUUUGUGAACCAAGUGGGUCUGUGCCUCAUAGUGAGCAGUGCUGGAAUCUGCGGCAUCGUCAUGUUUUCUUAUUACAUCAGCUGUGACCCGCUGAUGUCUGGGAGGAUCUCUGCCCCCGAUCUGUACAUGCCAUACUUCGUGUUGGAAAUAUUCAAAAAUCACCCUGGAUUUCCAGGUCUUUUCCUUGCCUGUGCAUACAGUGGGACUCUGAGCACGGCCUCCACAAGUAUCAAUGCUAUGGCUGCAGUAACAAUGGAGGAUCUGCUGCGACCUCACAUGCUCCGCAUGACCCAGAAGAAACUGGUCCUUGUUUCCAAAGGACUGUCGCUCCUGUACGGAAUCGGUUGUAUCACCGUGGCUGCUCUCUCCUCCUUCCUGGACUGGGGAGUUCUUCAGGGAUCGUUCACAGUCAUGGGGGUGGUCAGCGGUCCAUUACUGGGUGUAUUUAUUUUGGGGAUGUUUGUUCCAGCAACAAAUAGGCUGGGGGCGUUCUCAGGAAUAUUAGUGGGCUUCUGUGUAUCUCUGUGGCUGGCUGUUGGCUCAACUCUUUACCCACCCAGUGAGGAGACCAUGGGUGUCCUGCCCAGCUUAGGCGAAUGUAAAGCUAGCAACGUCACCCUGAACAGCACCCCACAUCAGGACCAACAGUCCAUCUCCGCCCUGCAUCACCCCGAUGACCAUGGGGGCCUGGUUAACUUCUACCACAUGUCCUACCUCUACUUUGGUGCCAUGGCGACUAGUUCAGUAGUGCUAGUUGGGCUGAUGGUGAGCUAUGCAACAGGACCAACAAAGAGGAGUCAAAUCAAAGAGGGUUUGUUAUGGUGGGAUCUUAAGAAAAAGCAUGUAGAGGUCCCAACAGAGCACAGAGCUCGAACAGUGUCAACAAUGUUUCCAUGCCUCCUGCACAAUGCAUGCUGGGAAACACUGCAACAGCCUAAUCUUGGAGACAAGGUGACUGACAAUCCACAGCUUGUGCCUUUGAGGAAUCUGCAUGAAGAAGAUGCAAAAGAAAAAGAAAAAGAACCAACAGAUGAGAAUAUUAAAUCACCACUCAGAGUUUAGGUGUUGGAAAACUUAACUUUUUUAAAAUCCCAAAUAGCUCUAAUGACCAUGGCAUGUCCUCUCUAGUGGCAGUCAAUGUUUUCAGUAGGCCUAUAAUGUAUUUUUUCCUCUGUCUCUUAGUUUGGUUCCAAGUCAGCUCCAUAUUAGGAGCUACAUUUAGGUAAAAUGAAAAAUUACUCCUUAACGCGAUUGAAUAAUGAAGGCCUUUAUUUAUGUGCCAAGGGACAUAUAGACUGUAAUCAAAGCCCCUCAGGUGUUAUUUGAAUUCUUCUAAUGUUGAAGGGCUCUUUCAUCACUUUAUUAUUCGGGUAUGUUUCAUAUCUGAGGCGAUGCACACCUGCACUUCAUCCAGUGUCAAUGGACAAGUGACAGGAGGCCUGAAGUAAGCUGUGUGUGCAUUAACGGUAACUCCUUCAUAAUUUAUGUUCAAGUUCAUGUCCUUAUGUUAUGUCACUGAAAGUGUCCUCUUAAUAGACAGUGGUGUGUGUGUGUGUGUGGGGGGGGGGGUCUUUUGUUAUUUAGAUAAGGUGGCAAUGUAUUUGAACAACACCUAUAACUGGGAGAUCUCAUCGCCUGUUAAGGCUUACCAUGUAAAUAUGAACGGAAAAUUUGUCAUUACUCCACACACAGUAGGGACUAGUCUCGGCACCACAGAUGUCAAUGAUAUAACCAAAUCGCCAUAAAUAUCAGCAUCCACUGCAUGCCAAAGUAACAUGAAAGACAGCCUAUGUUUUAAAUAGUUAAUUCAUGAUACUUUGUAGAUUAAAAAAAAUAAAUAAAAGUUUCCUUGAGCUCAACUCUGAUUGCUACUGUUCAGAUAAGUCUGUCAACCCACAGCCUGGCACCAGUUUCAACAGAGGAACAUUAAAGUGACACAGUCUAAGCAAUAAAACACGACAGUGCUACAAUCAGUAAACUACUCAGACUUUAUGACCCUUCUCUACUUGAGCUACUGUUAUGCAAUUUUUUAGCACUUAUCUCAUUACUGCCGCUUGUUGCC